AUGGCCGAUCCACCAACACCUGGACCGUCGAACACGGCUUUCCCAUCUGCGAUCUCACAAUCACGACCCACUGCUCCAGAUACAUUUCAUCCUGUUCCCAUACCGAAAGAACAGAAAAAUGUAUCUGGAAAAGUGCCUACACCACCUCAUCAGGAGGACGGUGAAGGCGAAGGUCCUUCAACAUAUGAUUAUACGGAAAACGCUCCUCAAGCAGUAGUGGAUGCUAUAGCUAAUGAACGUGAACGGGAAAGGAAAGAAGGUCCUCAGGAAAUGAUGGUUGGUAGUUGGACAAGUUGGGCAGGGGGUGAACAUGACGGCGGAAUCAUACCUUCAUCAAUCACAAGAACGCAUAUGGCCGGAUCAAGAAGAGCCUCAAUAGCUUCACGUUCAUCUUUCAACUAUGGUAGACCUUCCGGUUCCUUCCGUCGACAAAACUCAUCCCAAGUGGACUUGCUUCAAUCCCCUAGUUCUGGGGUCUUCAUGAUUGAUUCCGAAGAUGAAGAUCAUUCUACCGGACAGAGGAUGGGUAGAUCACACAGCAAAAGGCAAACUAGAAGUCAUAGUCGUGCUCAAUCGAAUCAAGUGCAAGCUCAAGAUGAUUCAUCAAAUGGGUAUUUCACCUAUAGACCUGAUGAUAAUCAUGUACAAUCGCCUGCUGAAUUCGAGGGUGAUCAUGAGUCAGUUCCGAUGAGUCCAGCCAAACCGUCCACUGCAUUGGGUAGAAUAGCUUCGUAUAUUGGAUUCUCACGGAAUGAAGUCCAAGAUGAAGAAGCUGGACUAGAUCGUCACGGCAGAUCAUAUUCACACUCAAGAUCAAGAAGAGGAUCAGAUGCUUCAGAUCGUGGCUCAUUACAUAGAUCAAGAUCAGCUUCAAGAAGUGACGAAGAUGAUUGGUACGGAGAUGAAGAUGAUGAUGAUGAAUCAUACGUUUCAGAAAGAGAUGGUGAAGAAGGUUAUACUUCAUCUUUAGCUGAUGAUACUUCCUUACCACCCCAAUCUCGUCCACAUUCACCUUCAAUGCCUCUAGUCCCAUCUGCAACAGAUGGUAUAUUUGGUGAACCAAAUUCAAGACCAUUUGACAUGAUAGAACCAAAGGAUUUCGUUAGUGUAGCAGUACCCUCGAGACAGACUAUAGUACUGCCUGAUGAAGAUUUAUCUAUACGGUUUACCUCUUAUAGAACAGAUCCAUUCAGGAAUGCUAUCUGGUGGGCAGGUUGUAUCAUCACAUUUGGAGCUUUGGGUUUAUUGGGUAGAUGGAUACCCAAGAUAUGGGUCAACUUCUUGGGAAAAGAAGUUGCUUUCGAUGAAGCGAAGCAUGGUAGUUGGCUUGUCGUAGAGACACCAUACGGCGACUUACACAUUAUACCGCUAGAGAUCAUUCCUUAUCCUUAUCCCUUGUCGACAGUAUUCCCUCAACAUGUAUCUGCUGCCGGGGGACCUCCAACAGCAGGGUCGUCUACCGCACCUUCCCUUCGAGGACAGAACGGCUCACCAAAUCCAAAUCAUGCUUUGAACGGCGAAUCCGCUGGUGGAGUAGGAGGAGCUAAAGAUUUGUUACCCGAUUUAGAACCUGGAAAAACAACUUGGGAAGAGACAAUGGGUUUCUUGAAGAUAAUGGAAUAUCGUUAUACCAAAUUCGCGCUUGAUCCGGCUACAGGUAGAUGGGCUAUGAUUAGAGAUUGGAGAGAUCCUAAAUGGACUUCUGCUCGAUCCGUAGCUCACGGAUUAGAAAGACCUAUCAGAGAACAAAGAAUGGUCUUGAUGGGAGAUAACAUCAUUGAUAUCGCCUCAAAAUCGAUUUUCGGUUUACUCAUUGAUGAGGUUCUUCAUCCAUUCUACGUUUUCCAAAUAGCGUCUAUCGUUCUUUGGUCCCUUGAUGAUUACUACUACUACGCUUUCGCAAUCGCUUUGAUAUCCAUAACAUCAAUCUUAUCCACUUUGAUCGAAACCAAACGGACCAUUGAACGAAUGAGGGAGAUGUCUAGAUUCCACACCGAUGUUCGAGUAUUAGUGGAUGGAGAAUGGACAAUAAUGGAUUGCGCGAAAUUGGUACCCGGAGAUAUAUUCGAUGCUUCAGAUCCAAAUUUACCAGUCUUCCCAUGUGACGCUAUCCUACUAUCUGGAGAUGCAAUCGUCAACGAAUCAAUGUUGACAGGUGAAUCUGUACCCGUCAGUAAGAUACCAGUCAAGGAUGAAGCUUUAAGGAUAAUGUCAAGAGAAAGUAAACAAGGAUCUUCAGAGAUUAAUGGUGAUUUAGCUAAACACUAUUUGUUCUCUGGUACCAAAAUAAUUAGAGUAAGGGCUGGGGCAAGACCUCCUUGGGCACCAAAAUCUGAAGAAGCAAUCGCUUUGGCUAUGGUGACUAGAACAGGAUUUAAUACUACCAAAGGUGCCUUGGUAAGAUCUAUGUUAUUCCCAAAACCUAUGGGAUUCAAAUUUUAUCGAGAUUCUAUGAACUUCAUUGGUGUCCUAACGAUCAUUGCGGGUUUGGGUUUUGCUGUUUCAGCUGUACAAUUUAUUCGUAUCGGAAUCCAUUGGCAUACUAUCGCCCUCCGAGCUCUGGAUCUCAUUACUAUCGUAGUACCUCCUGCGCUCCCAGCAACUCUGACCAUUGGAACUACAUUUGCUAUUGAAAGACUGCGGAAAAGUGGAAUAUUCUGUAUUUCUCCCAAUAGGGUGAAUAUAGGAGGUAAAGUCAAUGUGGUAUGUUUCGAUAAGACAGGUACAUUGACAGAAGACGGAUUAGAUGUCCUGGGAGUACGGACCAUCGACAGACAGGAUCAGAGAUUUUCGGAAUUGCAUUCUGAAAUUCAAGACGUUCCAACCGAAGGUGGAUCAAACGGUAAAACACCUUUAUUAUACGCUUUAGCAACUUGUCACGCCCUCAAAUUGAUUGAUGGCGAAGUGAUCGGUGAUCCAUUAGAUAUCAAAAUGUUCGAAUAUACAGGUUGGACUUUGGAUGAAGGUCAAUCAAGACCUAUAACUUCUUCGUCUUCGUCUAAGAAUGUCUCAUCUCAUUCUACUCCCAAGAACAAUACCGAGAAUGUGGGUAGUAUGUCAAAACCUCAAAGUCUUAUUCAAACUGUUGUGAGACCACCAGGAUCCGAUAGAUGGAAAAUCGAAGAUGUGAUGAAAUCUGGUAAUAAACACGCUCACUUCCUCGAGCUUGGUGUGAUCAGAACAUACGAUUUUGUGUCAGCUUUACGUAGAAUGAGUGUUAUCGUCAAGCGAUUAAAAUCAAAUAGUAUGGAAGUAUAUGUUAAGGGUGCUCCAGAAGUAAUGCCUGAUAUUUGCGAUCCGUCAACGUUCCCCCUCGAUUACGAUGAUAUGCUCUCAUACUAUACUCGCAACGGUUUCAGAGUUAUUGCAAUCGCUGGUAAAUCUAUAGAAGGCCUAACUUGGCUCAAAGCUCAGAGAAUGAGACGUGAGGUGGCAGAGUCAGACUUACAAUUCCUUGGUUUCAUCGUGUUCGAAAACAAGCUCAAACCUAAUACCGCACCCAAUAUUCAUACCUUACGAGCAGCCCAUUUAGCUUGUCGAAUGGUAACAGGUGAUAAUGUCAGAACCGCUAUCUCAGUAGCCCGGGAAUGUGGUCUAGUAUCGCAUUCGGCAAGUGUAUACAUCCCAACUUUCAUUCAAGGUACUGGAACCUCUGAAGGUGCAAGACUCGAUUGGUCUUCGGUCGAUGACGAGAGACAUAAAUUGGAUGAUUAUACUUUGAAACCUGUCGUAACUCAAAUGGGAGUUACAAUGGACGGUCAAGAUCCUGAGUCUCAUGAUUAUCAAUUAGCUCUGACUGGUGAUGUCUUCAAAUGGAUGUUGGAAUUUGCAGAAUUUGAAACCAUGGAAAGGAUGUUGGUCAAAGGCGUUAUCUUCGCUCGGAUGUCCCCGGACGAAAAGGCAGAACUUGUCGAACGGCUUCAAGCACUGGGAUAUACAGUAGCAUUCUGUGGUGAUGGAGCGAACGAUUGUGGUGCUCUCAAAGCUGCAGAUGUCGGAGUAUCUUUAUCUGAAGCAGAAGCAAGUGUAGCCGCACCGUUUACUUCUAGGAUACCCGAUAUUGGUUGCAUGGUCGAGAUCAUCAAAGAAGGAAGAGCGGCUUUAGUGACCAGUUUCAGUUGUUUCAAGUAUAUGGCACUUUACUCCAUGAUUCAAUUUACCACUGUCACGUUGCUUUAUUCAUUUGCUUCCAGUUUGGGAGAUUUCCAAUUCCUCUAUAUCGAUCUCUUUGUCAUCAUUCCAAUUGCUGUCGCUAUGGGUCGAACAUUACCCUACCCGAAAAUCCAUAUCAAGCGACCAACAGCAAGUCUCGUAUCAAGAAAAGUAUUGAUCAGUAUCAUUGGUCAAAUCGUGCUUAAUUCCGCUGUGCAAAUCCUCGUUUUUGUUUGGGUUAGAAGACAACCUUGGUAUACUGCACCGGACACGAACGUCGAUAAACUAGAAACCUUCAAUUACGAGAAUUCAGCUCUAUUCCUAGUCUCAUGUUUCCAAUAUAUCUUGGUCGCUGGAGUGUUUAGUGUAGGACCACCUUAUAGAAAACCUUUAUACACUAAUCCUUCACUCGUAAUCUGUCUUCUUGGUUUAGGAGCAUUCUCGACUUACGUUUUACUAUCACCUGCUCAACCUAUAGCGUUGAUAUUGGAUAUAAUUCAACUACCACUCCAAUUCAAAUUCGAACUCUUAGUCAUCGCAGUCAUCAAUAUAGCCGCCGCGUUUGGGUUUGAGAAAUUCGGUGAGAAACCUAUCGGUAGAAUGAUAGUAGCAAUUAAGAGAUGGAGAGGAAGAAAGAGAGGAAGAGGUUAUAGGGCUAUCGAAAGGGAAGUUAGGUAA
Messenger RNA from Kwoniella shivajii, 4830 nucleotides. RefSeq lists its product as uncharacterized. The record is from RefSeq and is a predicted model, not a curated record. Gene Ontology annotation, molecular function: ATP binding; ATP hydrolysis activity; P-type ion transporter activity. The transcript is spliced from 15 exons. Gene Ontology annotation, biological process: intracellular calcium ion homeostasis; transmembrane transport. Bases 1 to 4830 code for a protein of 1609 amino acids. Gene Ontology annotation, cellular component: membrane. NCBI's taxonomy places the organism in Eukaryota, Fungi, Basidiomycota, Tremellomycetes, Tremellales, Cryptococcaceae.